Molecule: messenger RNA, 3398 nt
Organism: Cavia porcellus (domestic guinea pig)
Lineage: Eukaryota; Metazoa; Chordata; Mammalia; Rodentia; Caviidae
Gene: Rprd1b
Product: regulation of nuclear pre-mRNA domain containing 1B
Exons: 7
Coding region: 34-1014 (326 amino acids)
Biological process (GO): mRNA 3'-end processing
Molecular function (GO): RNA polymerase II C-terminal domain binding
Source: RefSeq, a predicted model, not a curated record
GGCCGCUCCUUGCUGGGCCUCUCCGCCGCCACUAUGUCCUCCUUCUCCGAGUCGGCGCUGGAGAAGAAGCUCUCGGAGCUGAGCAACUCUCAGCAGAGCGUGCAGACUCUAUCCCUAUGGCUCAUCCACCAUCGCAAGCACGCAGGACCCAUCGUCUCUGUGUGGCACCGCGAGCUCCGCAAAGCCAAAUCAAAUAGAAAGCUUACUUUUCUGUACUUAGCAAAUGAUGUGAUCCAAAACAGUAAAAGGAAAGGACCUGAAUUCACUAGAGAAUUUGAAUCUGUCCUUGUGGAUGCCUUUUCUCAUGUUGCCAGAGAGGCAGAUGAAGGCUGUAAAAAACCCUUAGAAAGAUUGCUGAACAUCUGGCAAGAAAGAAGUGUGUAUGGCGGCGAGUUCAUACAGCAGCUGAAGCUGUCUAUGGAGGACUCCAAGAGCCCUCCCCCCAAAGCAACAGAAGAGAAGAAAUCCCUAAAGCGAACUUUUCAGCAAAUACAGGAGGAGGAGGAUGAUGACUACCCUGGAAGCUACUCUCCCCAAGAUCCUUCUGCAGGACCUCUCUUGACUGAAGAACUAAUCAAAGCUUUGCAGGAUCUUGAAAAUGCUGCAUCAGGGGAUGCAACUGUUCGACAGAAAAUUGCUUCUCUGCCCCAAGAAGUGCAAGAUGUUUCUCUACUGGAAAAAAUAACAGACAAAGAGGCAGCUGAACGUCUUUCAAAAACAGUAGAUGAAGCAUGUCUGUUACUAGCAGAGUAUAACGGGCGCCUGGCAGCAGAACUGGAAGACCGGCGCCAGCUGGCUCGGAUGUUGGUGGAGUACACCCAGAAUCAGAAAGAUGUUUUGUCAGAAAAGGAGAAAAAGCUAGAAGAAUAUAAACAGAAGCUCGCACGAGUAACACAGGUCCGCAAGGAACUGAAGUCGCAUAUUCAGAGCUUACCAGACCUCUCACUGCUGCCCAAUGUCACAGGGGGCUUGGCCCCGCUGCCCUCUGCAGGUGACCUCUUUUCAACUGAUUAGGACAGUUGUUAUGCCCCAGAUUCCCAUCUGUGCCAGAAAGAAGGAGACAAGUCAUGGUUGCAGAUAACCCUCUGGCCCCUGGUUUUCUCUGGCUUCUGCCUGGCCCUCCACCUCCAGAAAGAACUGUAUAGACUCUGAUACCUGAUUCUCCUCUCCAGCCUUUCGUCUCGAGCACAGUUCAGAAUAGUGGCCAAAGGAAUCCAGUUUAGAUUCAUACUUGCAAAAAUACAGACCUCCCACUUUAUGAGUUCACGCCCCCAUUGGUUUUCCAUUCUUAACUCUCUUUUUUACACAAGAAGCUAUGAAAAUCAUGGGUAAUUCUGGAAGUUUUUGAAAGAAUCUUGCCCUUGUGACAGCAUGUAUCAUGGAAACAGCACCUCCUUUCUGAGCUGAACUUGUCUGAGUUAGGCUCCCACUGAGGGGCUUGCUUCGCAGACAUUGGCUUUCACAUCUACCACCUGCCCCGAAAGGUUGGUGGCAUAGUCUUUGGGCAGCUUUGCCAUAAAAAUGUUUGCCAAAUUGCUGACCCUUCCCUGUCAUUACUUUUAGCAGUGUAUAGUAAAAGGUAAUGUUUGUUAUGAGCAAUCUAAAGAAUCUAGCAAUGAGAUUUCAUAGCUGACCUAGAACAUAAAGGCACAGUUCAAAGACAAGAGUAAUAGUGAACACAAGCACGUAACUUGCUUGGUUCCUGCACACAGCAUUCCUCAGGCUGCAUUUCUCAAGAGUCUCCCAUUGGCAGAGAGUAAAUUUCUGAAAACACACCAAUUGGCUUUUGUUGGUUGUUAAGGACAGUACUGGUGUCCCCCAAAAGGUAAAGGCACCACAUAGAGGUGUGCUGAGUCUGGGCUCUGCAUGGCUAUGACUGUGACCCUUCCUCUGGGGAGUAGGGUACACUGUCAUCAAUGCAUUAGUGGGCAUCCAUAUGUUCACAACAUGGUGACUGAGCUUGGCCAUCUCUUGCAGACAGGACACCAAGCACGUCUAUCUGUCAGUUCAUACCACUGUAUGUUGCCACAUGAGGAGGAGAAAAAGUAUUUGUAUCAGAUGUUGUUGAAACAGCUCAUCACUGGCAGGGGACAGGAAAAGUGAGGGGUAUUAAUUUGGGAUUUUAAUUCCAUUAUCAUGCCAUCUGACAUAAGUAAAUAAUGUAGUUAGAAUUUUUAUCUUGCGUAUAAUAAGGAUAAGCCUGCUAAUUGUAAAUCAUUCUAAUUUGGCAGGUGAAUUUUUGACAUUGGAAAGGGCAGAAAACAAUUUGUCCCAAUAGUGUAAUAGGAAUGAUAGCCCCAAGGCUGAAAUCCGGAAGCUAUGAAAAGGAAUUCAGUGGGAGGGGCUUGAAAAUCCAUUGUUUAGAGUUGUUAUUUUCAGGAUCACCAAAAAUCACAUGUUACUUUACAUGUUAAAACAUAGCCUGUGUUUUAUGAAGUAUGACACAUCCCUUCCAAAAGCUCUCUUGCCUGCUGUGACAUGAGAACAAGGGAGAGUUAUAACAGGUACUUGGUUUAACUCUGUAGAACCUAGUAGUGUUGAAGCUACUUUUCAGAUAUGCAUCUGUGUGCUGUUUGCUUAUUGACACUGCCUGUUCUGUCACUGUUAAAUUGAUGAGCCUAUGAAGUUUUCCUCCCAAGGCAGUAGGUGACUUCAGUGAAAUAGCAAGAUAAAUUUUAGUAUUUGCUGUUUGUGCACAUCCCCCGCCCCACAUGAUGUGCUGCUUUAAUCUGCAUACAUUGGGACGGUGCUUUCACCAAGGAGGCAAAAUUUUACUAGCCACAAACCAGCCAGAAGACUGAUACUAGCUGUGUUCAGCUAGGUGAAACUAUUACAACAGAAUGAAUUUAGCACACUACUAUGUUUUAUGUCUUUGACCAGCAACUGGUGUAUAAUGAUUACAGCAAGAGCAAGAAAUGAACCUGUAGCAAUUAUGUAAAUGAAUGUGUUGGGCUCUUAACACCUGUUACUAGUGGACUUCCUGUGAGGAAGUUAGUUUUGUUUUGUUUUAAUGAAAUGCUUUUGUUGUUUAAAUCUUAAUUCUCCUUCCCUCAACUUCCCUUUAAAGUGUGCUUACUUCAUUUGUUUAAUUUAAACGAUCCUUUCUUCUUGUCUGAGAGCAGAUCUGGCAGGGUGGGAUGGGUGGCUUUUGGUUUUGUGUUGUUUCUUCAUAGGGCAUCCAUAGGCCUCAAAGGACCUUUCCUUUAGGUCAUAUUCCUCAAAGUCUUCAAUCUUCCUCUGUUUUUGUUUUGUUUUUCUUAAAGAAUAUUUUUAAAGCUUAAAUUUGUAUAUUAAUUUAGGACUUUAUUUAGAAGUAUAGGCUGCCAUUGGUGGCAGCAGUAUAUUCUGAAAUGUCUCAUAGAUAUCUAUUUUUGAAUAAAGAUGGUGUUGUUGAACAA